CUGUCACCUGGAUACGAACUUCCUGUUAUUGUGACCUUAACCUUCCAUGUGGAUUGUGCGGAGCAAUGUCUCUCGUUACCGAUGCCUUUGUGUCCCAGAUAGCAGCUGUAGAACCAUGGCCUGAAAACGCCACUCUUUAUCAACCUCUGAAAAGUGACCAGGUUUUGCUGUCUGACAAUGCAUCUUGUCUUGCUGUUCAGGCCUUUUUACGAAUGUGCAAUCUGCCAGUCCAGGUGGCUUGUAGGGCAAAUGCCGAAUAUAUGUCUCCAUCUGGAAAAGUUCCUUUUAUCCAUGUUGGCAAUCAAGUUAUAUCCGAACUGGGUCCUAUAGUUCAGUUUGUGAAAGCCAAGGGUCAUUCGCUCAGUGAUGGCUUGGACGAGGUCCAGAAAGCUGAGAUGAAGGCAUACAUGGAACUCGUCAAUAAUAUGCUUUUGACAGCAGAGUUGUAUAUUCAGUGGUGUGAUGAAGCUACACUAGAGGAGAUUACACAGCCUCGAUACAGCUCGCCAUACUCAUGGCCUCUAAACUACAUUCUAGUCUUUCAAAAGAAAUGGGAAAUAAAACGCAAAAUGAAAGCAAUUGGUUGGGGUGGAAAGUCUCUGGAACAGGUAUAUGAAGAUGUUGAUCAAUGCUGCCAGGCCCUGUCACAAAGGCUGGGGACGCAGCCCUAUUUCUUCAAUAAACAACCCACUGAGCUGGAUGCCCUGGUAUUUGGACAUCUGUUCACAAUCCUCACCACACAGCUGACUAAUGAUGAACUCCGCGAAAAAGUGAAGAACUACAGCAAUCUCAUUGGCUUCUGCAGAAGGAUUGAACAAAACUAUUUUGAAGAUCAUGACAGAGAUAGCUCCUCAAGUUUAUCUAUGAGAUUACCAAAGGGGCCUGUACUCCCAUAAAGGUUCCACAACGUUCUCUUCCCAGAACGUUAUAUUAUAUCGUGUAACAAUAACCGUAUACGUGUAUUCCACAUUUGUCACUGCACAAAGAAGCAUCUUUUGAGUCAAACUGUAUCUGCAUGAUAAUAAAUUAAAGAUAACUGUA
Messenger RNA from Spea bombifrons (plains spadefoot toad), 1041 nucleotides. It is a transcript of the gene MTX2, whose product is annotated as metaxin 2. The transcript is spliced from 10 exons. Bases 66 to 896 code for a protein of 276 amino acids. Gene Ontology annotation, biological process: mitochondrion organization. The record is from RefSeq and is a predicted model, not a curated record. Lineage: Eukaryota; Metazoa; Chordata; Amphibia; Anura; Pelobatidae. Gene Ontology annotation, cellular component: SAM complex.